This is a messenger RNA of Malaya genurostris, 1814 nucleotides long. RefSeq lists its product as uncharacterized. The transcript is spliced from 2 exons. Bases 305 to 1342 code for a protein of 345 amino acids. Gene Ontology annotation, molecular function: zinc ion binding; nucleic acid binding. The record is from RefSeq and is a predicted model, not a curated record. NCBI's taxonomy places the organism in Eukaryota, Metazoa, Arthropoda, Insecta, Diptera, Culicidae.
AGACGUGAUAAAAGUGUUAAAACUGAUACAUCCGGCGAAUCCUGAGAAGUUCCGACUAAGGUCGAAGAAAAAUUAAACAAUUCCGACAGAGGUCGAGGAUAAGCUCCGACAAUCUGACGACGGCCAAGACGGUGUUCCGGCUAAUUGUAUUUUCGGAAAUAAAUAUUUGCGGGUGAGCCCAGUUAUUUUCAAUCGGUGAGUCGUUUUUAUUCUUUUUUAAAUUGAAAAUCGUUUAACCAUAUUAGUACAAAACAGUUAAUAUAGUGCCAUUUUCUUUUCUUUUUCCUUUUUAACAAUUUCAAAGAUGGCUAAUAUGGUUACGACAAUUGAGCCGUACCGUAAGGGUACAUCCUUCUCCGAUUGGGAGGAGAGGCUCGGUUAUUAUUUUAUCAUGAAUAAUGUUACAGACGAAUCCAAAAAGGCCCAUUUUGUGACACUGGGUGGUCCCAUAAUUUUUUCAGAACUCAAAUUAUUAUUUCCAAAUGGCAAAUUGGUGGAAGCACCAUAUAAUGAAAUUGUGGCCAAGUUAAAAUUGCGUUUCGAUAAAGUAGAAUCAGAUUUGAUUCAGCGUUUCAAAUUUCAUCAGCGAGUACAACAGCUAGAUGAAACGGUGGAAGAUUUUAUAUUGGCGAUAAAACUCCAAGCAGAAUUCUGCACUUUUGGAGACCACAAACAUACUGCUAUUCGAGACAGGGUAGUUGCUGGUUUGAAAGACAAAGCUCUCCAGCAAAGACUCCUUAAUGAGGAUAAUCUCACACUCGAAUCAGCGGAAAAAAUCAUAGCAACGUGGGUGAUCGCGGGCUCGAACGCUAGAGUUCUUGAUGCUGCUAAUGGAAAUAUGCUAAACAGAGCAACUAUAGUGGAUAAUCCCACUAACAGUCCGGCUAUAAAUGUCUUACAUCGAUUUGCAAAUGCAACAAGACUUCAAAAAAAUCAAGAUCCAAGGGAAGGUAGCUCAAGGGGGCCGGUAAAAAGCCGUUUAGGGUAUAUGGACCGAAAAGUGCACUUCAACAAUUAUAACCAAAAUGGUUUGAAUAAAAAUUUUAAAAAAUUUGAACGAUUCCGACCUGAUUUUUCAAACAUGAUUUGCACAUUUUGUAAGAAAAAAGGGCAUAUUAAAAGUAAAUGUUUUGCCUUGAGGAAUCUUAGAAAAGAUACAGUAAAUGUUGUAAACACAUUUAGCCCUGGACCUAGUGCGGACAGACAUUUAAGCGACCUACUGAACAGAAUGACGACGGAUUUGAGGAAUGCAUCCGACAGCGAGGAGGACAAAGAUUACCAUUGGAAACGUCCGGGCAGAGGCCCAUCGGGACCAAAUAAGGGUCCAAUCGAAGUUAUGUAGACCGAAUCUUCUCGUUACGGCUCCAUCUGAGAAGCAAUCGAGAAACAUGGAAGAGGAAGACGAAGAGUUUUAUGGAUUUCCCGAAAUCGGCGAAGCACAGUCUAGGAAAUCAUCGAGAAAGCGCAAAUUAGAAGAGACCUCAAUGGGUCAAUCGAACGAUUUUCCUAGGCGUUCGAAGCGGAAGAAAACGGCAAAGGCUGGAAAUGAUUUCAUUUAUUAUUGAAUUUUUCAAACAUUUGAAUUCGAAUAAAUUAAGUAAAUAAUAUUGUAAAAUAGUUAAAUUACAUACUAAGCUAAUGUAAAUCAAAAUUUGUUAAUGAACUUUUUUAAAAGGAUAAGAGUUGUUAUAUACUGUUAUAUAACUUAACGAAGAAAAGAUAUUUAAAGAGCCGAGAUACUGGCAACACUGUAUAAAACAGUGAAACUAAAAUAAAGAUCACUCGAGAGUAGCGAGUCAGUUGCUUACAGACUA